Hyphopichia burtonii NRRL Y-1933 is the source of this 1578-nucleotide messenger RNA. RefSeq lists its product as uncharacterized. Gene Ontology annotation, molecular function: transmembrane transporter activity. The coding region runs from base 1 to 1578 and encodes 525 amino acids. Gene Ontology annotation, biological process: transmembrane transport. The record is from RefSeq and is a predicted model, not a curated record. Lineage: Eukaryota; Fungi; Ascomycota; Pichiomycetes; Serinales; Debaryomycetaceae. The transcript has 3 exons.
AUGUAUGAGGAUACUAAGGAUUCAGCCGUGCUGCUGCUUAAUUCAACUGCUACUGAUAUAAAGAACAUACCGUCAACUAAAAUGUAUAGAAAUACGUCUAGGGAGACAUCUGAAGAUGAAUUCGGAGCACAGGAGCUUCAGGUGCAUGAUUCAGCCAGGAUAACGAAAACAAAUUCCAAUAUAAGUGAACUUUCUAGGGUUAUUAGUGGUAUUAGAGAUGAUCGUGAAAUGGAUCAGCUUGAAUAUCAAGAGUAUUCGACUAGACCAGAAACAGAACAGGUUAUUUUGGAAGAACUUGAUCGGGUGCUGCGUGCCACCACGAGACGGAAGUCGGACCAAGAGUCACAACGAAACGAGUACCCUGAAGAAGAAGAUGAGGAAGAAGAAGAUGAUGGGCCAGCUAAAGAUCAAGGUUACGCAUGGGUUGUAGCCUUUAUGACACAGCUUUGUAUAUUUGCUACCUGGGGGUCUAAUGCAGCAUGGGGGGUUUUAAUGUCUAAUGCCAAACUACCGGGAUCUGAUUUCCCUGUAGCACUGCAGAUGGAUUAUGCAAUCAUUGGAUCAAUGGUUGUUUGUUUUGCACAAGCAUUAGCACCUUUCAGUACUAUUCUUUAUAAGAUAUUCGGCCACUACUACGUUUUCAUAAUUGGUAUUAUACUUCAAACCGUUGGCUAUAUAUUAUCGAGUUUUGCAACUAAAGUCUGGCAUUUAUACAUUACCCAAGGUUUAUUGAUUGGGUUAUCAUUCACCCUUAUUUUCUUACCGGCAACACUUAUUUUGUCUACAUGGUUUGACAAACGAAAGUCAAUGGCAAUGGGUAUUGCUGUUUCUGGUGCUGGUAUUGGUGGGGUUGUAUUUUCAUUGAGUUUAAAUAAAGUUAUUAAAGAAACCAAGGAUCAAAGAUGGGCCUUUAGAUUAUUGGCAAUUGUUGAUUUUAUCGGAACCAUAAUUCCUUUAAUUACCUUAAAACCCCGAAAUCAAAAAUACCUACCUUUAAAAGAAACAUUAAAUUGGGAAACAUUAAAACUCAAUUUUAAAGUAAUUUUUGAUAUUAAAGUUUUCAAUAAUUAUCCAUUAUGUAUUCUAGCAAUUUGGUUUGGUUUUGCUAUAUUAGGAUACAUUCUUAUGUUAUUUACUUUAGCAUCGUACGGAGUUUCUGCUGGACUCAGUGCAUCUCAAGCCUCAAAUAUCACUGCUAUAUUGAAUGCAUUUCAAUCUUUUGGUCGACCCUCAUUAGGAUAUUUUGGAGAUACCAUGGGACGUAAUAACUUACUGACGUCGGUUUCGUUAUUGAUUUGCAUUUUAUUAUUAGCAUUUUGGAUAAAUGCCACUAGUUAUGCUUCACUUAUAGUGUUUAGUUGCAUUUUAGGUUUUUUCAUUGGUAUUGGUAGUACAAUGUGUCAAUCAAUGGCUGCGGAUAUUAUUGACACUCAAAAUAAAUUACCUGCCGCCUGGAGUGGAUUGAAUAUUGUUGUUGGGCUCUUUUCAAUGAGAAUGGUUGGUGAGAAGAACUUUCAAAUCAAGACAUUUGAAUGCGUUAUCUUCAUUGAAAAAAUGUUUUAUCCAAUCCGAGUAUAA